Messenger RNA from Podarcis muralis (Common wall lizard), 2515 nucleotides. RefSeq names its product C-type lectin domain family 4 member A. Lineage: Eukaryota; Metazoa; Chordata; Lepidosauria; Squamata; Lacertidae. The record is from RefSeq and is a predicted model, not a curated record.
CUCAGUAACUUUGAUCUUCUCCUUCUUUACCACCAGGCUUUCCACAUCUGUAGCAUCCCACAAUGGGCAAUAUUUUGUCAUUAAGCAAUUAGCUAUAUUUCUUAAUUGUAAAUAUUGAAAAAUUGUGGACAUGGCCCUCCUAUUUCACUGCUUAUUUUGUUACAGGAUUUAAAAUACUCGUUUGUGAAAAUACUCCUUAUCUCUACCAACCCAUAACUGCACCAUGAUUUCAGAUGGCCUAAGAUAGUCUUGUCUUCCAUUUCCUCGUUUUAUUCUAUUUCUGGUAAACUGACGUUAUUUCCGCUUUGCAUUGACCAGAAAUGUGGCACAAUCUGAGGGAAGGGAGGGGUGAGCCCAGGGCAAGGCGAGACAGUGGCCAAUCACUGCGAAGAUUGCCUUUUAAUUUGGGGGACUGGGCUGGUAGGACUUCCCCUUUCCAUCUUGGAAGUUCCUAUUUCACUUCAGCUCUUGUGGAGCUUUCCAAAUGAAGAAGUACUGACAGAACAAAGACUUCCUAAUAUGACCCCUCAUGGGAGGGAGAGUUAGAAACCCCUUGCUUUAGUCGAGCUUUCAUUUGUAACCUGUUCUCCAAACCAAAUGCAAAUCCCUUUCCACCAGUUACACCUUAAGCUUUGAAAAGGACUCUUCCAAUGACUUCAGAGGUCACCUAUGCUGAAGUGAGGUUCAAGAACAACGGGCCUUCAUCUGCUGAACCCAAAGCAUCUUCAGGAAGCGAAAAACCACUUAGUACAUUCCAGAAAUGCAAGCCCUGGUUUCCGUGGGUGGUGUCAGGGUUUUUGAUGUUGCUCUCUGUCAUCCUUCUUGUUUUCAUCAUUGUUAUCCUCAAAGGAAGUCCAAAGAAGGGAUUCCUCAAAAGCCAGUUUCAGAAAUCAACAGAAUGGAAUUGCCUCCUGAAGAGACCUGAAGGAAAAGAACCACAGCUGUCAUGCUGCAUGGCGGACCUAGAGCAAUAUGGAUCCAGCUGCUACUAUUUCUCCAAAGACGAAAGAACCUGGAACAAGAGCAGGGCAGAAUGCAUGAAGAAGGGCUUCGACUUGGUGAUUAUAAAUUCAGAAGCUGAGCAGGGUUUCCUUACAAACCAUACCCAGAACAGUCAAGUGGAAAAUUUUUGUAUCGGUCUCACAAAUCAGAAGGGAACAGAUCAAUGGCAUUGGGUGGAUGAGACUCCUCUUGACCCCAUGCUAAUGUUCUGGAGAAGCAAGGAACCUAGUAAUGUUGAUGAAAACUGUGUUGUCAUGCAUAUAGGUAAAGGAAAAGGCAAAAAGAUGAAGAAUAACUGGAACGAUGUCCAGUGUUUAGUGGACAAGCAUCAUUAUGUUUGUGAAACAAAUACAGUAUCUUUUCCCAUUUAAAGGAUGAUCUAGAGCCAAAAGAACACUUCAAACUAUUAAUCAUGGGCCCCCUGACUGGACAGACUGAAUCCAUUCUGAGCAUGGGCUCCACAUGAGAAAGGUGUGCAUUCUCAUUCCACAACUGUGCUCCAAAAGAAAUGUAAUGUCUAGAAAUUUUCAAAUGAUAGGGAGAAUCCAAAGUUCAGUAGAAAGUGAUUAAUAUGUAGCCGUAGCAUGUAGCUCCAGCCCUAACCACGUCUUCUCAGAAGUAAAUUCCAUUGAAUUCAAUGAGAUUUACCCCUAGGUAAGUGGGAUUAGGAUUACAGAGUAGGAGUCAUUCCUGCAGCAGAAUUAAUUCUCAAAGUGUUCUCUCUGGCACCAUGCCAGGUAUCAAGGUGUAUGUGUUGAGAUAUUUCAGCAGGAGCAGCAAGAUUUUCAGCAAGGUUUAAAAGUCUACUUUUGCAUAUAGUGUUACACACCACCCCAAUCUCCGAGUGGUGUGAGUUUCUGGGCACUUACCUAGGGUCCGUGUUUCCUUUGGAAAUGAGGCACAGCAGAGACUGUGGUGUCUUUAGGAUCUAUGGUUUAUUUACACAUAUAUACAACCUGAGCCUGCAGUGGAGGGGCUCCCAGCUUUACACUCCAAGAGGGUCUUGCUUCUCCCAUAGAUGCAGCCCUGGUUUCAAACAGACACGGCCAUCCUGCCUGUUGCCCUGAAACUUACGUUGCUCUCCCACCCACACAACUCCUGACUCCCAGGCAGCCGCCUAGCUUGCUUCUCCGUUGCAUCGCUGCUAACCGACUGAAAAACCUUUCCCCCUUCAAUCCUGAAACACGACCACUUCUGCCUUUUUCUCCGCUAACUAACACAGAGCCCCUCUACCAUCUUUGCUUCUGGCUCAUCAGCCUGCCUUUGUUCCCUGCUGAUGGCCCCCCUUCUCCCAGGCAAUUUCUUGAGCAAGGAAAAACUGAUUUGGCCUGUAUUUUGGCACUGCUAAACUCAAUACCUGGCAGCCCAUCUUAAUGCUCCAAUCAUUGAUUAAACUCCAACACCCACUAGACCCAGGAAUUCAGGGGAGUCAAGGUGCCCACAAACUCAUAACAAUAUUGAAAGAUAUAAAGAUAUUGAGCCUAUGAUGGAGGGGCUCACAGCAUUAGCACCC